Molecule: messenger RNA, 3372 nt
Organism: Lineus longissimus
Lineage: Eukaryota; Metazoa; Nemertea; Pilidiophora; Heteronemertea; Lineidae
Product: melanopsin-like
Exons: 2
Coding region: 45-1376 (443 amino acids)
Biological process (GO): phototransduction; G protein-coupled receptor signaling pathway; cellular response to light stimulus
Cellular component (GO): plasma membrane
Molecular function (GO): G protein-coupled photoreceptor activity
Source: RefSeq, a predicted model, not a curated record
ACGCCUUCGGCUUCCCGUUCUUUGGCGUGGUGAGCAUCAAUACCAUGGCUUCGAUCGCAGCGGAAAGGUAUCUUACUGUUACCAAACGUUCCCAGUCAUGGCGGGUAGCACGGAUGCAAGGAUUCCGCUGCGUUAUGGCAGUAUGGGUCAGCGCCUUCCUCAUUGCGGUCCCCAACAUUGUCUUACUCUCCGACUCCUCUGCCAACACAAGCCAACUGAGGAACAGCAUCUGUAACCUGGACGUCAAUCAGUACGAAACCUCUGUAUUCGACAUCUUGUACCCUAUAUACUUCCUUGUGGUGUGUCUACUAGCCCCGGUGUGCGUCACAACGUACUGCUACUGCAAGCUCUAUUUUAUGGUGCGGCAUGUCGCACGGAGGGUACGUAUCAGUCGCAUGUCCGUGAUAGCAAUGACAGUAACAGGAACAGAAGGAACAACUGUGCCUGCACCAGGAACAUCUGCUGGGCCCCAGGAUGAGGUAAAGACUGAACGCAUCAUUGCGAAGAGAAUGAUUUUCAUGGUGUUGGUGACGUUCUUGAGCUGGCUUCCAUACUCCUUAACUGAAAUCGCCGUCAUUGGUAUGCAUUACAGGAUUCCUCUAACUCUCCGUAUUCUUCCGUCCGUCUUCGCCAAGGGAUGUAUUUUAUACAAUCCGUUGAUAUACAUUGCCUUCUCCAAGAAAUUCCGGCAGUCGUUCAAGGACUACUUACAGUGCAAAUGGGGCAAGAAGUCAAGAGUACAGGCCAUAAGGGGUGCUGUAGCGCCGGCAGCAAGCCCAAGGCUAGGGAUGGGCAAGGACAUACGAAUGGAACGGUCCUCGUUUAUGCGACAGAAGACGUUUCCACUUCUCAACCAACAGAAUAUGAUCCAUGAAGCACAGGAUCCUGGGAAUGGUCAAAGAUAUCUUGAUCCUGGAGGGAAUACAACCAGCGGGUAUGGCACUGCCAGCCUCACACCCACUGCAUAUCUCAGUCGAACUCCCAUGCCGUCCAAUUCUCUUAAUCCAUCGACUCAAGUAACUUAUUUGGAUCCCAGUACUAACAGUCAAUACGGUAAUCUUAGUAGUCAAGGUGGUAGCUCUUUUGCAGCCAAAUCUCCGGCUAGAGUGAAAAUAAGCUUACCAGAGACACAGAUGCGAACAGCUAUGCUGCUCCGAAAAGAUACAGAGGAAACAUUUCGUUUUAUCCAUGAAGCAAGGCCGCAGCCGCGUAGAAAGAACGGCAUGUCAACCUUGCAAGUGCCUUCACUGUCUGGUCUGGUGAUUCCUGCAUCACAUCGCCAAAUAAAAGUGCAGAUGUCGACACCGUUACCUGGUGUUCCUGAUAACAGCGACAGUCGGGACAGUUCAGACCCACAUGUCACAAGCAAGACGUAGAUGAGGUAUAUGAAUCCAUCAUUCUGCCUAUUGCCAAUAUACAUGUAUUGUCCUCUACUCCCAAAACAUCCUCCAUAUGAGCUCUUAAAGUUGAGGGAGUCCAACCUUACAAAGCAUUUUUAAAGAGAAGAGAAUUAUUUUUUUAUCUAAAUCGCGAAUCAUCUUGAAACAAGCAAAUCCUUGAAUGGUAAUCUGGAAACGAACAUAUUAACUGCUCCAGAGCAUCAAACGUUCAUUUUUUUGUCAUUUAGGGAACUUUUUUUAGCUUCUAAUCAUGUAUUUAAAUUACUUGUGUUAUCAAACAUUUUUUGGGCCAAUUCAGUUGAAAGUAAAUCUCCAUACCAGGCUACAGGGAAGAAUUUUAAUGUCAGAGUAAAGAUCAUAUUACAUGUUGUCUCACUGUCCAGAGUUAAUACGUCUGCAUUGCCCCUGAACCUGGUUUUUCGUAUAAUUUCAUACCCAAGGCUAGCUUCAGGUGUAAAAAAUCUCAAGGUUCCCCAAAAGAUUCAACUCUAGAGCCAAUUUAGUAAAGCAAAAGUCUAAAGCAAAUUAAAAGCCAAAAGAACUGUGAAUAGGAACAACUUUCGACUUCACUUCAUGGAGCUUCUACAACUACUGAACCAAAUCCAGAUAUCUUGGUCUCAUUUUUCUUUUCGAAAGAUUAUCCAUCCAUUGCUAUAUACAAGUCCUUUAGGUAUACAUAUGGUAUGAUCAUCCAUUUUUCUAGGCAAACCUGAAAAGCAGAACCUUUAUGGUAUCCUGGCUUGUUUUUAUUCCCAGUUGGUAUUGUUUUGGCCGACAUGCAGCAUAAGUGACUAUAACAUCGUGAUGUUUACAAAUAUCGCCAUGUUAAAAAGCCCUCUACACAAAAAAUUGUGAAGUCAAGGGAGAGCUGGAAUAACCGUCGUGGUUAGAAUGAGACAGAGAGAACUAGCAGGUUGACACGCUGUUUUUGCAACGCUGUUGUGGGCUGGCUUCGUGGAUGCAGCAACAGGGUUGUACCAGGAUUUCAUUUUUGGUUCACUUCAUGAAAUCAGGUACAGCUGACUUCUGUAUUUCGAGAACAUAAAACGGAACACAUGAUUUAAAUGUUUCACCUAGAGUAGUUGUGGUAGAACUCACAGUUUCUUUUGUAGGGGCCUCUUGAAUGCAAAUUUCUUCACAAAAACCCCACUUGGUGUGGUAUCACUGCAAGUCUCAAAAUGUUGGUUCCAGUUUUCUACCAACCUCGACUUUGUCCCAGCAUGUGCUUUUCUCAGAUAAACCAAUUCUCAUUGACAACAAAAACUGUCAUUUUCUCUUGAUGAUCAUUCUGUACCUAAAGUCGAUAACCAUGCCAACCACCACCAUAUCAUGCAUCUAACAAUGCAAGCAUUGUUGACUUCUGUAUGUAACCCAACCCUCACAUUCUAUAUUGAACACCAUUUAUUGGCUUAUUGACUGAUGCCAUAUUGCAGACUGUUACCAUCACCAUUUAAUAGUUCCAGACCAAAUGAAGGGAAGGAGCAGAAUUGCACCAUUUAUAAAAACCCUGAAAAUGUUGUCCAAGGCUCUUAUAUGUGAUGGGUGAUUAUAAGCCAGAAUACCACACUCAAUAUGCCAAUGUGCUUUUUUAGUGUAGGUUUUACAAUAGAGGUGUUAUUAUACAACCUACAGUGCCUUUGAUGACAUGUGAUAAUCUGACUUGAAUGCAAGUUACCAUGGCAACGGAAUAAACUAAAUGUUCUGUUCCCUCCAAUUAUGUCCUUAUACAAAUGUCAAACGUCAUUCACGUACAUACAACCGCUAUGUUAAAACUAAAGGUAUAUUUUCAAAGGAAAGAUACCACUUAUGGCAAAAAUUAUUAACACAUGUACAGGGACAAGUACAUGUUGAAUAAAAUGAAAAUGGUUUUGGACAGUAUAUCGGGGCAGAAUAUGGUAUCAAUAAUCAAGUUAAUAAUUUUGCUAAAAAUCCACGAUGCCAAAAUAUUUACAUUGCGGUACAUGUAUUUUGA